This is a messenger RNA of Ectocarpus sp. CCAP 1310/34, 3609 nucleotides long. The record is from the annotation of a GenBank genome assembly. Lineage: Eukaryota; Phaeophyceae; Ectocarpales; Ectocarpaceae.
CUCCCACUCCGCUGGCUGGUGGCAUGGGUUGCUCAACAUCAAGAGUUCUUAGAGAUGACUCUUCUCUGACGAUCCGCCCGCCAAUGUCAGAGGACAACGGCGUUCAGGGUGCAAUGUUUGUUCGCGAAGUGCUCGACGAAGACGUCCACGAGAUGUACGACUUCACCGGCCCCGUGCUCGGCUCCGGGGCGUUCGCGACGGUGCUGCGGGUGAGGGACCACAUGUCCGGCGUCGAGUACGCCGUAAAGCAGAUCGACCUUUCGGGCAUCAAGGACGACCCGUCUACCAUGCGGAUGCUCUAUAAUGAAAUCAAGGGAAUGAAGGCUUUGAAUCAUCCGAACAUCGUUAGGCUGCAGGAGGUCUAUCAACCGAAGGACGAAGACAUGAUGUACCUCGUGCUCGACCGGUUGUCGGGGGGUAGCGUCGAGGCCCUGCGGAGGCAGAAGGGCCACCUCGAGGAGAACUUCGCCGCGUAUAUCGUGGCGCAGGUGGUGGAUGCCGUCCGCUACUGCCACUCCCUCAACAUCGUGCAUCGAGACCUCAAGCUGGCGAACUGCAUGUUCGAGGACGAGUCGGCGUCCCCCAUCGUGAAGAUCAUCGACUUCGGGCUUUGCAAGGAACUGAAAAACGGGGAGACGUCGAGCGCCUUCGUGGGGACCAUGACCUACGCAUCGCCGGAGAUGGUCAUGAAGAACAAGCGGCAUGGGAUUGAAUGCGACGUGUGGUCUGUGGGCGUCAUGGCGUACGCCCUGGUAGGCGGGCGGCUUCCCUUCAACGCGGAAGAUCCGGCGGCACUUCAGCACCAGAUCAAGUACUCGCAACAGUCCUACGCAGAUGAGACGUGGAAAGGCGUGUCGGCGCUGUGCCGAGACUUUAUCGACAAGUGCCUGCACAAGCUCCCGAAGAAGAGGAUGACGGCGAAGCAAGCGCAGCUGCACCCGUGGAUCAGGAAGGCGGCCAAGCAGAUGGAGGGGGCCCCGCUAAGCAAGGAUUCGAUGCUCGCCUUGGUCAACUUUCAAAAAACAAACCUAUUCGAGAAGGUGGCUCUUGAGCUGGUCGCAUACUCGUACGAGCCGUCUCAGAUCAAGGACUUGGAGUUGCGUUUCCGAGAGAUGGACAAGACAGGCAAGGGAUUUGUGACGCUCGCGGACUUCAAGGCCGCGGUCAUGGAGCUAAGGCUCUCCAUCGCCCAGAAAGAAUCGGGCGUUGCAGCAGCAGCACGGCCGGGCGAGAAGCCGGCGGGGGGAGAGCCAACGAACCCGGAGGUAGUGGCACCAAGCAACGGCAGACCGGUUGGGGGGGGGACGGAUAGUCGAGAAGAUGCAGAAGAAACACGUACAGCCGUGGCACCAGCGCCUCCUCCUCCCCCCGCUGCUGUCACCGCGCCCAACGAGGAGAGGCCGGGAGCAGCAGGGGCAGAAGAGGGGACAACAAGAGAGGAGACGGUUGUAGGAGACACGGAGGUGACGGGUGAUAGUGGCACCAGCGGUGAGGGGGCAGCGGCGAUAGCGACAGCGUCAGAAGACAACGGAGAGAGAGGAGAUGGCCCGACGGCAGAAGGGAAGCAGAAACCAACCGCGGUGGCGGAGGAGGAGCAAAGAGGUGGCGGGAGGGGGGCUGGUUUCGGCGCCGGGGCAGAGAGCGAGGCAAGGGCCCACCAGCAAGAGCGAAGAUCCACGACGACGUCGUCGGUGUCGAUGGAGGAGGUCGGUGCGCUCGUGAGUGACCUCAACGGCAAGGGCUCGAGCGCAGACCAUCCUGUGGACCCGUCCGAAAGACGGCUGUACCGCACACAGAGCAGCAGGUCGCGCACCAUUGGAGGCCUGGAUGAGGAGGGGGUGGAGCGUAUCUUCGAGGCGAUGGACGUAGACAAGAGCGGCGAGAUCAGCAUCACCGAGUUCGUCGCAGCUUCCUUGGCGAAACAGCAGAUCAACACCAGGGCCAUCAAGGCUGCCUUCAGGCGACUAGACUACGGCCGGACGGGGUUGAUUACGGCGGCGGACAUGAGCAUGUACCUGGGUGAGACCUUCGACGAGAGCAAGAUGCAGCAGUACAUGAGGGAGGUCUCCAGCCGGGAGGAUGGCUUGGUAAAUCUGGAAGAUUUUUCCAAGUGCCUCAAGGCGCACGUCCUGAAGAAGGAGGGUUCCUCGUCGCGAGGCAGCUCAAGAAGGGUGACGAACGAGAGCAUUGACCGACCAAAGAUAAACUAAAGCGAGGAGUCGACGUGUCUUGGAAUGCUCCUUGGAACGAUGCUCGUUCGCGGAAAAGUGGAGUUCGUUUGGCCCUGCCCAGGGAGCCUCAAGUGCAGCAGGUCGACAGCAAGAGCAGCAGUAGCAGCAGCAGCAAUCACGAUGAGUUGACGUCAACAGCGUUCCCCAGUGCCUGCCCGCCUUGGCGCACCUCAGCAACUCCGGGCAGGAACACGACUACGGGAGAAGAAACGGGGACUCGUCCAGCACGCGCGGCGGUCUAGACUGCUGCGCAGCGGAGGGCUGGACGCGAUAGUACGCGAACAGCGAGGCAGUUCUCGUUGCUCGUUGUCCCGCCAUUGUCGGCAUGCCUCCCACCGCAACGUUGACUAGGGGGGCGAACCUCUAUCGGACGACCCGGCCCCUCACGUUUUGCGAAGGACCAUUUUUUUCUGGGGUUUCUCCCCGAGAGAGAGAGAGAGAGAGAGAGAGAGAGAGAGAGAGAGAGAGGCGUAUUCUAAAUCAUAGGCGAACCGUUUUUGGUGGCCGAGAGGCUGAGGGGGGUGUCCGCCGGUGGCAGUCCGACGAACGGAUCGUCAGCUUCGUGGAUGGUUCCGUUCCAACGGGGAUUAGUUGGAAACCCUAGGGUGGUGUGGCGUGCUUUUUUUGUCGCCGUUUUUCUCUCAGGCAAUGGUGGCUCUUCUUUCUUGUUCUUGCUGUUGCCUUUUGCCUUGUCGACGUUCCGACUGCCCCGUGGUGAGGCGGUGAGGUACAAGAAAUCUGCGUCUAGCAGAGCAAAGAGUUUGUGCUCCUGGAACGACGCAUGCCGGCGUUUUUCAUUAGUUGCUGCUGCUGUUGCUGUUUGCUGCUGCUAACGCUACUAACGCUGCUGACGCUGCUAACGCUGCUAACGCUGCUGUCGCUGCCGCUGCUGCUGCUGCUGUGUGUAGCAAGACAGCCGACCGGCGCCUUGAGAUAUAGUGUAUACUGAAGGAAAUAGUGUAAUGAUAAAAGGUAUACAAGACUCCCUCCUGGAGUUAGGUAGCUUGCCUCCCGGGGGCGAGGCAACAGGACAUGGUCGAUGUCAUCGCGGUCGCAACGUUGCAUCUCAACGUCAUGACGUUCGGUACGUGAGUGCCGGUUUUGCAUACAACCUGCAGAGUUUGCCUGGAAUUUUGCAUCAUGUGCGGGAUAUUUUUUUUUUGUCGCCGUGAAUUUUGGCGGGUGUGUGAGUAGGUGCGUUGUGGCUAGGGAAGUCUUUGCCGCAGGUCCUACUGCUGUAAUCCGCGGCGUUUGAUCACUCGCUCCUAUGUGUUCGUGUCGUCCAUGGUCGGUCGCCCCGGUGGUCUUGUUGGUAUCCUCGAAACCUUCUAUUGGGAGGUCAGGGUCAGGGGUCCGGAUCCCGGCGUAAGCGAGCUUU